Molecule: messenger RNA, 2205 nt
Organism: Punctularia strigosozonata HHB-11173 SS5
Lineage: Eukaryota; Fungi; Basidiomycota; Agaricomycetes; Corticiales; Punctulariaceae
Exons: 4
Coding region: 738-1394 (218 amino acids)
Source: RefSeq, a predicted model, not a curated record
AUGAUUGCGGCGACCUUCUGGACUCAUUCGCCGCGUUAGAGCUAGACAAGGAACCCCGGCUCGAGAACAACGCCGGUGCCCUGCCUGCAGCACAGUCGAACAGUGUACCAGCAGAGUUGACCGAUGCGCUCGGGGCUCUCAGGAUCUCGGAUCUCGCUGAGAACGAUGCUAGCAACCGUGUGCUCGGGGAUGUCGACGCGCCGGCGUCCAUAACACGGUUCCCUACCGAGCUCCUGGAGCACAUCUUUGCGCUGGCAGCUCUAUCCACUCCGCGGAUCGGGCCCCAUGACCUCCUUCCGGUCCAUCCAUCAUUCCAGAUAUCCGGAGUGUGCCAGCGAUGGAGGUCGAUCGCCCUCGGGAUGCCCGCGCUCUGGGAAGUGGUCGAUCUGUCUGACGAUGCCGAGGCGACGACACUACGGGCACGCUUGGUUUUGUCCAGAUCUCGGAGCCGCGAGUUGGAGGUGCGUGUGGCGCACGAUAUGCUGGUCAUCGCCAACGAUCUAUUCGGCGCCUCUCGAGCGUUCGACAGGAUCCGUGCUCUGGAUCUCUGGAGUCCGAAAACUGGGCUCAUUCCGAGCGCACCCGAUCUCGGCGCUGAACCGCUUGAAGUCCUCCUGAGGUGCUCGACGAACGUGCAGACAGCUUUCAUGUCGGCCAAGUUCCUCCUGCGCUUCGGCGGGUUUGCAGACUGGCCGCCCAUCUCUUUUCCUUGCUUGGAGAGCGUGCAUCUGUAUACCAUGGCUGUCGACCCGCAGAGCUUUGAUUACACGUUGCGCCCGCCCGUCCCAGAUCUCCCUCGGCGUCGAUAUCCGCUACUAGGCAAGAUCGCGCUACCGCAGAACGCUCGGAUCGUUCUGCACAACGACGAGCUGAGCCCGUACCCCGUCCGACUGGUCGAUAUCCGCAACUUCUUCCGGGACGACGAGCCCGUCAAGACGGUACGAAGCCUCCGGCUCGUCAACAUACGUACGCGGGACGCCUUCGGCGGCGACUUGCGAUUCAUACGGACGAUGGUGGAGUCGAUGCCGAACAUCUCCGAGCUCGCCUUCGUCUCGUGCGACGAAGUGAACGAGUUCAAGCAGCUGUCGCAGGGGAUCGUGUUGCUGGUCUAUCUCCACCUCGAGGACCUGCAUCGGCGGAGCGAGGGCGUGCCGAGGCCGCGCGCGCAGGCUUGGCCGCUGCUCUCGACCUUGACCAUUCACGGGACGAACAUCAGUCCGCAGUGGCUUCGCCAGUUCCUCGAUAUCCGGGCGGAGAUCGAGUGUCCGAUGAGAGUGCUCCGGCUUUCUGCCGCCACGGUCGGAAAUUGGAGAGAGUGGGAGCUCGAGCUGUUGCGCAAAGUCGUUACCGUCGAGGUUCUCGACGACUCUGAAGGCGGAUUCGAUGGUAUCUAAACGUGUCUUCAUUUCGGCAUCAUUUAGGGCGACGAUUAAGCUACGAGAUUUCAUAUGCUCUAUCCGCAAAUGGAGAUACUACAGGGUGGCCUUAUAUAUAUUCUCCCUCCGGCUCGGAUCUUGCAUGACUACAUCCCGCGCCCAGACUUCAGAGGUACGAGCGAGCGUUUUAACCUCGACAAAGGCGUCACAAGGUAUUCCUGCCUGCGCGUACGACAGAUCAUGAAUCGGCUCUCCGCAUGGCCCAUAAUUUGGAAUGCAUGGACACGUGGUCACGUUCGAGCUGGUCGUGAUUUUACGGGUGCCCCCACGAGUUUGCGACCGAGCUCACGGGAGCGCACAUGGAUGGGCUCGGCAAACCCGAUGUCGAGCGCGUUGUCGUUCGACCCCGUCUUCUGCGAAGGAGGAACUGUGCCCCCCCCCCCCCCCCGGGCGGAUCUUGCGCCGAAUGUGGCAAUGAGUGGCCGAAUCCUCGGCUUUGGGACGUUGCUUGAGACGGGGCAACGGUCGAACGAGAGACACGGUACGCAAUCGUUGGUUGCGUGCGAGGGUAUGGAAUGCAGUCGACGGGCGGGCUUGUACCCUGCGGCGUGGAAUGCACUCCCUAUAUAGUGACCUGAUCGAGGAGCUUACCUUUAUCGCGCCUUAGCAUAUACCAUCGAGGGCAACUCGUUCGGCAAGAUAAGCUGCCGUCUUUGAAGAUGGGUCCAAAGAUGGUGCCAUGAGAGGGGGAACGAGUUCCUUACUUGUCCGUAGUUAGUGCCGGAUGAUAACGCGUCGUCACUACGGUCGAAAUAUCACUAAAUAUCAC